AUGGCGUACGUUAGCCAUCUGCCGUGCGACGGCGACGGCGUCUGCAUGCUCUGCAAGAGGAAACCGUCGGACGAGGACAAGCUCACCUGCAAGACCUGCGUCACGCCCUGGCACGUGGCCUGCCUCGUGACCCGACCCGAAAGCCUGGCAUCCACUCUCCAGUGGGAGUGCCCAGACUGCACGACGUUCUCCGGCGAAUCUCCGGCCGCUCCCGCCGUGAACUCCGCCGGCUCCGGCGAGUUGGUCGCGGCGAUCCGGGCGAUCGAAAAUGACGAGUCGUUGACGGAGCAGGAGAAGGCGAAGAAGCGACAGGAGCUGUUGAGCGGCAAAGCUGAAGUGGACGAAGAAGACGGAGGUCGUCAGAAGGGAGGGAGGGACGUCUUGGAUGUUCUGGAUAAAAUUUUCUACUGUUGCUUUUGCAUGCAGCUACCGGAGAGACCUGUUACGACACCAUGUGGACACAAUUUCUGCCUGAAGUGCUUCCAGAAAUGGGUUGGACAAGGGAAGCGUACUUGUGCAAAGUGCCGCAAUGCCAUUCCUCCCAAAAUGGCAAGUCAACCCCGCAUCAACUCUUCACUUGUAGUUGCCAUCCGUAUGGCUAAGGUGUCAAAAUCAAAUGUUACUGGGGGUCCUGCUAAGAUUUAUCAGUUUAUACAAAACCAAGACAGGCCUGACAAAGCCUACACUACAGACCGGGCUCAGAAGACUGGAAAAGCAAAUGCUGCCAGUGGCAAGAUAUUUGUCACUAUUCCAUCAGAUCACUUUGGACCUAUUCCUGCUGAAAAUGAUCCAGAGAGAAAUCGAGGUGUGCUGGUUGGGGAAAGUUGGGAGGAUAGGCUGGAAUGUAGACAAUGGGGUGUACACUUUCCCCAUGUUUCUGGUAUAGCUGGACAGUCCAAUCAUGGUGCACAGUCAGUUGUGCUUUCAGGUGGGUACCUUGAUGAUGAGGAUCAUGGAGAGUGGUUCUUAUACACUGGAAGUGGUGGAAGGGAUUUGAGUGGGAAUAAGCGAACAAACAAGGAACAGUCUUUUGACCAGACAUUUGACAAAUAUAACAAGGCUCUCCAAGUUAGUUGCUUGAAAGGUUAUCCUGUUCGAGUGGUAAGGUCUCACAAGGAGAAGCGCUCCUCUUAUGCCCCUGAGAAAGGUGUGCGGUAUGAUGGAUGCUACAGAAUAGAAAAAUGUUGGAAAAAGGUUGGAGUUCAGGGGUUCAAGGUCUGCCGGUAUCUUUUUGUCAGAUGUGACAAUGAACCUGCACCAUGGACGAGUGAUGAACAUGGGGAUCGACCUAGACCCUUACCUCCUAUUCCUGAGCUGAAGAAAGCCACAGAUAUAACAGAGAGGAAGCAAAGUCCAUCUUGGGACUUUGAUGAGAAAGAUGGCCGCUGGACAUGGAAAAUGCCAGCGCCUGUCAGCAAAAAGCCUGUUCAAGCAUUAAAUCCUGAUGAUCGAAAGAGGUCAAGGAAAGCAAUCAGGAAAGCACACAACACUACUGUCCGAGAUAGGCUCUUGAAAGAAUUCAGCUGCCAAAUUUGCCGGCAGGUGAUGACUUCACCAAUAACCACACCUUGUGCUCAUAACUUUUGCAAGUUGUGUUUAGAAGGUGCUUUUGCUGGUAAGAGUUUUGUCAGAGAAAGAAACAGAGGUGGGCGGUCUCUUCGAUCUCAAAAGAAUGUCAUGAACUGCCCUUCUUGUCCCACCGACAUCUCUGAUUUUCUUCAAAAUCCUCAGGUGAAUAGAGAGAUAAUGGAUAUGAUUGAGUCUCUAAAAUCUACAAGUGAAGAGGAGCAGAAUGUGGAUCCACCUGAGGAGUCAAGUGAAGAAGGAAUGGCUGAUUCCGACAAUGAAGCUAGCACUCAGAUGUCUGAAGGAAAAGUCGUUAAUGAUGGCGGGCAGAAUUCUCCUUCAACCCACAAGUCCACAAGGAGCCCCAAACGUGUGAAAUUUGAUCUUGGUGAUUGCUCAACAAAGACGGAUGAUGCGGAGGAAAAUGAAAUUCCUGCUGUCCAGACUGAUGGUUUGGAGGGAGAUUCUGAGCUGGGAAAUCCUAAAGAGAGCAACAAGUCAGUGGCUCCAGUUGCAAAGCAUGGGAGGAAAGCUGCUGGUCAGGAGGCCCUGGAAGAGGAAGCAAUGGGAGAUGAUGAAGGAAAUGGUUCACCAUCAAGUCCUCUGCAGGUGCAAUCUGAUGAGGAUCCACAAGAGAGCAAUAAGUCGGAGGCUCCAGUUGCCAAGCGUGGGAGGAAAGCUGCUGGUCAGGCUGGUGUUGAAGCAAAGACCAGAGGAAGGAAGAAGGCUCCGGAGGAGGAAGCAUUGGAAGAUGAUGAAGGAAAUGGUUCACCAUCAAGUCCUCUGCAAGUGAAAUCUGUUGAGGAUGCAAAGGAGAGCAAAAAGUCAGUGGCUCCAGUUGCAAAGCGUGGGAAGAAAGCUGCAGUUCAAGGCAGUGUUGCAGCAAGGACCCGAGGGAGGAAGAAGGCUCAGGAGGAGGAAGCAUUGGGUGAUGAUGAAGGAAAUGUUUCACCAUCAAGCCCUCUGCAUGUGAAAACUGACGAUGAUUUUGAAUGA
Molecule: messenger RNA, 2562 nt
Organism: Prunus armeniaca (apricot)
Lineage: Eukaryota; Viridiplantae; Streptophyta; Magnoliopsida; Rosales; Rosaceae
Source: the annotation of a GenBank genome assembly